AUGUCGUUUGCAAUCAAAUGGUUCCGGAAGAGAAGACGCGACCGGGACCAGGAACAAUGCGGAUGUCAGAGGGAAGCCUCCCGCCAUGAUAACACAGCGAUCCGGCCAGAUCCGACCGAAACUCCUUCACAAGAUGGUGACAAUCUCCAAACCGGAACGGUUUUUCUGGAAGAUGUAGACGUUGUUAACGAAGAAAAUACUAGGUCGUCACCGGGACGGUUAGGUCUGAAUGAUCUCCCAGACGAGCUCCUCCUGAGGAUUGUUUCCUUCAUCAGCCCACUAGACAGAGCCUUCAUCAAUCUCAAGCUCUCAUCUAAAAGGUUCCUCACCAUCACCAGCGAUUCCUCCCUCUACCAUCUCACCACCCUCAAGGUGCCCUCGGAAUCACCCUUCUCAUUCGACGUACUGCAACGUGUACUUCGUGUCUCGGGGAAAACCAUGCUCGGCGUGGAUCUGUCCGGGUGUGAGGACGUCACCGACUAUACGUUGUUCCGAGUCGUGGCCCGAUGUAGCUUGUUGGGAUGGUUGAACAUCUCGGGGUGCAAGCAGGUUACCAAUGCCGGCCUAGGAGUGAUCGGUAAUAACCUCAAGUGCUUACGGAGGAUCGACAUCAGCAGCUGCCCGUUCAUAACAUGCUCAGGGGUUGUCCAGUUGUUCAAGAUGCUUGGUAAGACGCUGACUUUCAUCAACAUCAACGACUGUCUUGGCUUCCGGGAAGACCCUCAUAAACUGGUGUCACUGGCGUUCUUCUGCACCUCUUUGAGACACCUCUCUGUGGGAUGGUCGAGAGACUUGGUCAAACUCAACCCUCUCCUGGACAUGGAUCUGGACAGGUUAACCCAGGGCUGUAUGCAUUUGGAGUACCUGGACAUCAGUUAUAGCCACUCGACCAACGGCAGCAUGCAGAGCAUAGCCCGCAACUGCCCUGUCCUGACCACCCUUGUAGCCAGGCAGUGCUUCCUCCAGGACAUCGGGCUAGAACACAUAGGACGGGGUCUCCCGAGGCUAGAAUGGCUGGACCUGACGGAUUGUUGGUACAUCACAGACAUUGGGUUGGAGAGUCUCGCCAACGGCUGCCCUCUGCUCCGUGGGAUUAUCCUGACCCGCUGCCACGAGGUCCGGGGAACAGGGGUGGUAAAGGUAGCAGCUACCUGUCUCAAGCUAGAAACCUUCGUGCUGAAACAGUGCUUCAAGAUCGACAGCCACGCCAUCGAAUGCAUUGGAUUCUGUGCCAAGAAGCUUCGCUACCUCGACGUCAGUUACAACCAGAAUGUUACCGAGGACACGAUGAAGAAACUCAUCGACAGCAACAGGAAACUCAGGGUUGUGACGGAGGGUUGCCCACGAGUACCGAGAGGGGGCGCCCUGUCGAGGUUUCCAUUCACGAAGAAGGACCCCGCCUGUUUUGUGAUCUGGGAAACUGCAGUUUAAAUCUUACAAUAUUGUAAAAUCGAGACAGAGAAAAUGUAUCUGUUGAUGUCAUUGAAUGAAUUUAUUUUGAGAAGGAAGUUUCCAUCCACCAUCCUCACCCAGUAAACCGUUUUAGCACAAG
Asterias rubens (European starfish) is the source of this 1552-nucleotide messenger RNA. Its product is annotated as F-box/LRR-repeat protein 20-like. The record is from RefSeq and is a predicted model, not a curated record. NCBI's taxonomy places the organism in Eukaryota, Metazoa, Echinodermata, Asteroidea, Forcipulatida, Asteriidae. The transcript is spliced from 3 exons. Bases 1 to 1431 code for a protein of 476 amino acids. Gene Ontology annotation, molecular function: protein binding.